CAAAGACAGGGUCAGGGACAAGGCCAGGGAAGUGGUCAGGGACAAGGACAGGGUCAGGGACAAGGCCAGGGAAGCGGUCAGGGGCAGGGACAGGGUCAGGGACAAGGCCAGGGAAGCGGUCAGGGACAAGGACAGGGUCAGGGACAAGGCCAGGGAAGCGGUCAGGGACAAGGACAGGGUCAGGGACAAGGCCAGGGAAGGGGUCAGGGACAAGGCCAGGGAAGGGGUCAGGGACAAGGACAGGGUCAGGGACAGGGCCAGGGAAGUGGUCAGGGACAGGGCCAGGGAAGCGGUCAGGGACAAGGACAGGGUCAGGGACAAGGCCAGGGAAGCGGUCAGGGGCAAGGACAGGGUCAGGGACAAGGCCAGGGAAGCGGUCAGGGGCAAGGACAGGGUCAGGGACAAGGCCAGGGAAGCGGUCAGGGGCAAGGACAGGGUCAGCGACAAGGCCAGGGAAGCGGUCAGGGGCAAGGACAGGGUCAGGGACAAGGCCAGGGAAGCGGUCAGGGACAAGGACAGGGUCAGGGACAAGGCCAGGGAAGCGGUCAGGGACAAGGACAGGGUCAGGGACAAGGCCAGGGAAGCGGUCAGGGACAAGGACAGGGUCAGGCACAAGGCCAGGGAAGGGGUCAGGGACAAGGCCAGAGAAGCGGUCAGGGACAAUGCCAGGGUCAGGGACAAGAUCAGGGAAGCGGUCAGGGACAAGGCCAGGGACAGGGUCAGGGACAAGGCCAGGGAAGCGGUCAGGGACAGGGUCAGGGACAAGGCCAGGGAAGCGGUCAGGGAAAAGGACAUGGUCAGGGUCAGGGACAAGGUCAGGGUCAGGGACAAGGACAAGGACAGGGCCAGGGAAGCGGACAGGGUCAGGAACAGGGACAAGGACAGGGACAGGGCCAGGGAAGCGGUCAGGGACAAGGACAGGGACAGGGCCAGGGAAGCGGCCAGGGUCAGGGACAAGGCCAGGGUCAGGGACAGGGCCAGGGUCAGGGACAGGGACAAGGCCAGGGUCAGGGACAGGGCCAGGGACAGGGUCAGGGACAGGGCCAGGGAAGCGGUCAGGGACAAGGACAGGGCCAGGGAAGCGGUCAGGGACAGGGUCAGGGCCAGGGCCAGGGAAGCGGUCAGGGACAGGGUCAGGGCCAGGGCCAGGGAAGCGGUCAGAGACAGGGACAGGGCCAGGGAAGCGGUCAGGGACAGGGUCAGGGACAGGGCCAGGGAAGCGGUCAGGGACAAGGCCAGGGUCAGGGACAGGGCCAGGGAAGCGGUCAGGGACAAGGCCAGGGUCAGGGACAGGGCCAGGGAAGCGGUCAGGGACAAGGCCAGGGUCAGGGACAGGGCCAGGGAAGCGGUCAGGGACAAGGCCAGGGUCAGGGACAGGGCCAGGGAAGCGGUCAGGGACAAGGCCAGGGUCAGGGACAGGGCCAGGGAAGCGGUCAGGGACAAGGCCAGGGUCAGGGACAGGGCCAGGGAAGCGGUCAGGGACAGGGCCAGGGAAGCGGUCAGGGACAGGGCCAGGGUCAGGGACAGGGCCAGGGAAGCGGCCAGGGUCAGGGACAAGGCCAGGGAAGCGGUCAGGGACAAGGUCAGGGACAGGGCCAGGGACAAGGUCAGGGACAGGGCCAGGGAAGCGGCCAGGGAAGCGGUCGGGGACAGGGUCAGGGACAAGGCCAGGGACAAGGCCAGGGUCAGGGACAAGGCCAGGGAAGCGGUCAGGGACAAGGCCAGGGAAGCGGUCAGGGACAAGGCCAGGGAAGCGGUCAGGGACAAGGCCAGGGAAGCGGUCAGGGACAGGGCCAGGGAAGCGGUCAGGGCCAGGGACAAGGCCAGGGACAGGGCCAGGGAAGCGGUCAGGGACAGGGCCAGGGAAGCGGUCAGGGACGGGGACAGGGUCAAGGCCAGGGAAGCGGCCAGGGACGCGGUCAGGGAAGGGCACAGGGCCAGGGAAGCGGCCAGGGCAGGGGACACGGUCAGGGAAGCGGUCAGGGA
Molecule: messenger RNA, 1986 nt
Organism: Carassius carassius (crucian carp)
Lineage: Eukaryota; Metazoa; Chordata; Actinopteri; Cypriniformes; Cyprinidae
Product: fibroin heavy chain-like
Exons: 8
Source: RefSeq, a predicted model, not a curated record